AUGCGAAGCAACGGAAUACUUUCGUCGGUUGGAGUUUUGGCGGCGUGUGUCGCUUCCACCAAUGCAUUGGUCCCAUUGUGGUCUCGCUGCGGUGGAGAAGGAUGGACGGGCGAGACGGAGUGUGUCGAGGGAGCUUAUUGCAAAGUAUUGAACCAAUGGUGGUCUUCCUGUGAGCGAGUACCAGUCACCGAAUGUACAACAUUCGGACCUUAUGUUGAUCCAAACUCUCAAACCGAUGGAUUGAACUCCUUUGCCGUUCGAAGAGGUAAGUACUUCGGUACUGCCGGUGACUGGAUCUACGACGAUGUCAUGAAUUGCACCUGGGCGAGGAUUGCCUCGGACCCCUCAGAGUUUGGAUCCAUUACACCAGGAAACAGCCAAAAGUGGGACACCACCGAAUCAUCUCAGGGAUCGUUCAACUAUGCGGAUUCUGAUCAGAUCGUCGCAUGGGCCCUUAAGUACGGCAAGAAGAUUCGCGGACACGCUCUAGUGUGGCACUCGCAAUUACCCAGCUGGGUUUCUACCGGAAGCUGGAAUGCCACAACCUUGAAGGCCGUCGUAGAAAACCACGUCACACAGGUGGCCACCCACUUCAAGGGCAAAAUGUUCCACUGGGAUGUUGUUAACGAAGCCUUCAAUGAGGAUGGUACUUUCCGUGACUCCAUUUUCUAUCAAAUUCUCGGCGAAUCUUAUAUCGAAAUUGCACUCCGCGCCGCCGCCGCCGCUGAUCCAGCCGCCAAAUUGUAUAUCAAUGACUAUAAUGUUGAAGGUGUCAAUGCCAAGUCUACUGCCUUGCUUAACCUUUUCAAGAGACUCAAGGCAGCCGGUGUUCCAGUACACGGACUUGGUCUCCAAGGUCAUUUGAUCAGUGGCCAGGUUCCAACAGACAUUGAAGCCAAUCUCAACCGGAUGGCUGCUGCAGGUGCUGAGAUCGCCAUCACCGAGCUCGACAUUCGUAUGAAUGUCCCGCCAGCAAAUCAAACUGCGGCCGAUGCGCAAUUGGCUAAGGACUAUGAGACCGUAACUAAGGCCUGCAAGGUCACUGGCCGAUGUGUCGGUAUUACCGUUUGGAACUUCACAGACAAAAACUCAUGGGUCCCAUCAGUCUUUGCCGGUCAAGGAGAUGCUCUUCCGUGGGACAAGAAUUUCCAGAAAAAGCCAGCGUACUAUGCGAUUGCUCGUACUCUUAAGCCGUAG
This is a messenger RNA of Orbilia oligospora ATCC 24927, 1197 nucleotides long. RefSeq lists its product as uncharacterized. Gene Ontology annotation, cellular component: extracellular region. Gene Ontology annotation, biological process: carbohydrate metabolic process. The transcript has 5 exons. Gene Ontology annotation, molecular function: cellulose binding; hydrolase activity, hydrolyzing O-glycosyl compounds. The coding region runs from base 1 to 1197 and encodes 398 amino acids. Lineage: Eukaryota; Fungi; Ascomycota; Orbiliomycetes; Orbiliales; Orbiliaceae. The record is from RefSeq and is a predicted model, not a curated record.